AGCGGCGGGGCGGGGGGCCUUUGGGUGACGUCCCUGCUGGGCGCCACCCUGACUGUCAUGUGGAUCCUGGGCACGGUGGGCAACGCGUACACUCUGGUCGUCACGCGCUCGGCCGCACUGCGUCGCACGGGCUCCGUCUACAUCUACGUGGCCAAUCUGGCGCUGGCAGACGUCCUCUACCUGACCACCAUCCCCUUUGUGGUGUGCACUUACUUCGCCCACGACUGGCUGUUUGGAGACGCCGGCUGCCGGGUCCUACUGAGUCUAGACCUGCUCACCAUGCACGCCAGCGUUUUCAUCUUGGUGGCCAUGAGUCUGGAGCGCUACCGGGCUGUAGCCCGGCCCCUGAGAGCCCGCAACUCGUCCCCGCGGAGGCAGAAGGUGACGGCCGCCGCCAUUUGGGCCGCGGCGUUCGUGCUCACGCUGCCGAUGAUGGUCAUGAUCCAGCUCAGGCAGGAAAAGCCAUCUCCGGGCGGCGCGGUUAAGAGGAUGUGCUUCCCGACGUGGACUCUGGAGGCCUUCAAGGUCUAUGUGAGCGUUCUGUUCCUGACCAGUGUUCUUGUCCCAGGCUUGGUCAUUGUCUCACUGUAUGCGGGCUUUGCCAAACGCUACUGGGCAACCCAGACCCGCCUAGGAGGAGGCGGACGCCCGGCCCGGCGUCGAAGGCUCAAACACCGUGUGGUGGUGAUGAUCUUCAGUAUCGUGGUGGUCUACUGGGCCUGUUUCCUGCCCUUCUGGGGUUGGCAACUGGCCCAGCUCUUCUCGCCAGAGUCCCUCAAGGCUCUAUCCCCAGCCACUCACAAUUAUGUAAACUUUUUUGUCACCUGUUUGACCUAUGGCAAUAGCUGCAUCAACCCCUUCCUCUACACACUGCUCACAAGAAACUACAAGAACUACCUGGGCCAGAAAGCCCAGUCCACAGUGACUCGGAGGAUUGAGCUGACCGGAACCUUGUAG
Syngnathoides biaculeatus (alligator pipefish) is the source of this 957-nucleotide messenger RNA. It is a transcript of the gene uts2r4, whose product is annotated as urotensin-2 receptor 4. Gene Ontology annotation, biological process: regulation of blood pressure; neuropeptide signaling pathway; blood vessel diameter maintenance. Lineage: Eukaryota; Metazoa; Chordata; Actinopteri; Syngnathiformes; Syngnathidae. The record is from RefSeq and is a predicted model, not a curated record. The transcript is spliced from 2 exons. The coding region runs from base 58 to 957 and encodes 299 amino acids. Gene Ontology annotation, cellular component: membrane. Gene Ontology annotation, molecular function: urotensin II receptor activity.